This is a messenger RNA of Aureobasidium subglaciale EXF-2481, 1806 nucleotides long. RefSeq names its product laccase-like multicopper oxidase. Bases 1 to 1806 code for a protein of 601 amino acids. The record is from RefSeq and is a predicted model, not a curated record. Lineage: Eukaryota; Fungi; Ascomycota; Dothideomycetes; Dothideales; Saccotheciaceae. Gene Ontology annotation, molecular function: oxidoreductase activity; copper ion binding. The transcript has 5 exons.
AUGCAUCUACUGCGCACAUUUCCUCUUCUUGCUUCCUUGGCCGCUUAUGCUACUGGUUCAGUGGCUGUAAAACGUCAGGCUUCUUCAACGUCCUCCGCCGCUGGCUCUUCUUCCACUCUGACCCCAGAUGAUGCCGAUACAGAGUGUGAUAACACCGCUCAAAGUCGACAAUGCUGGGGAGGCGGCUUCUCGAUAGCAACUGACUUUGACAAGAAGUGGCCAGACACUGGGAAGACUGUACCAUACACACUGGAUAUAACCAACACCACCCUCAAUCCUGAUGGCACGGGUGAUCGGCUGGUUAUGUUGAUCAAUAACCAGUAUCCGGGACCAGUCAUCAGAGCUAACUGGGGAGACUGGCUCGAGAUCACGGUUAACAACAAGUUGGCUAACAACGGCACGGGUAUCCACUGGCACGGUAUUCGACAGUAUGAAACAUGUGAUCAAGACGGUGUUCCAGGUAUCACUGAAUGUCCUAUCGCACCUGGAUCUUCACGCACAUACAGAUUCCACUGCACACAAUUUGGCACUAGUUGGUAUCACAGCCAUUGGAGUGUUCAAUAUGGUGUGGGCACUCUUGGAACGCUCGUCAUUGAUGGCCCUGCUACGGACAACUACGAUGAAGAUCUUGGGCCAUUCCCAAUGACGGAUUGGUACGAUGAGACUGCUUUCUUCAACAACCCUCUGUCUCGCAUCGGUCCUCCUCAAGCUUACAACGGUCUUAUCAACGGCAUGAACAAAAGUCCCGAUGGUACCAAGGGAAAAUACUACAACGCCACCGUUCAGUCUGGCAAGAAGUACCGUCUUCGACUUAUCAACACGUCGGUGGAUAGCGCUUUCAUGGUGUCUGUUGACGGCCAUCCAUUCACAGUCAUUACUAGUGAUUUCGUGCCCGUAAAACCAUACGUUGCAGAACGUGUAUUCGUUGGUAUUGGGCAACGACUUGAUGUCAUCAUCGAGGCAAAUCAGACAGUAGGCAACUACUGGUUCCGCGCAGAUGUCCCGAAUACGGGUCUAUGCGGCAGCAAUGCAAAUCCCAAUGGUAUCAGAGCGAUCAUCCACUACAGCAAUUCAACCUUCGCAGAUCCCACGAGUACUGCUUGGGACACUACCGGAGACAAUGCAGAUCGAUGCACAGACGAGUCGUUCAACUCGAAUAAGCUUGAGCCUUACUGGGACAGUUUUGUGCCCAGCAAUCCGUUGACAGCCAGUCCCGAACUUCUCAGUGUACAGGCUCAAGAAUCCGGUGUCACUACCGACGGCGCAACGAUUUUCAGAUGGGCCAUCAACAUGACAGCUUUGAACGUGGACUGGGACAAACCGAUUCUUGAAUACGUUCAGGAGGGUAACACAAGCUAUCCUCCUUCUGAGAAUCUGAUCAACGUGCCGGACACUGACUGGACCUAUUGGGUGCUCCAAGAGAUCAGUACACCUGCUGGAGUGCCUCUGAAUCUUCCCCAUCCCAUUCACUUGCAUGGCCAUGACUUUUAUGUACUGGGUGCAAAGGAAAGCAGUGUCUACACAAACGACCAGGCUAGUGAGCUGAAUUUUGUCAAUCCUCCUCGUCGCGAUACUGCAAUGCUUCCUACUGCCGGUUGGUUGGUUCUUGCUUUUGAAACCAACAACCCUGGAGCUUGGAUUAUGCAUUGUCACAUCGCGUGGCAUGUCGCCGAUGGCUUGGCUACGCAGUUCCUCGAGACACCGAACCAAAUCACUCUUGACCCUAGCUUCAAUGAAAUCUGCUCUGCAUGGCGAGACUACUAUCCCGAGAAGGCUGUAUAUCUCAAGGACGACUCUGGUGUUUAG